Ostertagia ostertagi is the source of this 420-nucleotide messenger RNA. The record is from the annotation of a GenBank genome assembly. Lineage: Eukaryota; Metazoa; Nematoda; Chromadorea; Rhabditida; Trichostrongylidae.
AUGGAACGACUAGGACAGUUCCCGUUAUGUGUGCCAUUGUUACAAGGACUUCGACCAUCAUUGCCGCCAUGGCUGCCACUUGCACUUCCUUCAAUGCCGCCAUCACUACAAAGUGUUCUUCCCCAACCAGUACAUCCGGCCACGGAUUCCCUGUCGGUGACCACAGCCACAGAGGAGGAUGUUUCCGUGAAAUCCGAAACGACUGACGAGGCAGCGAUCGGUAGAAGUCCAGCUGUUGAAGUGACGGUUUCCUCGACAUCUCCAAUGCAACGGACGGCCGGUGAAGCGAUUUCACGGCCCGAUUCGGCUGAGUCGAGUAUUCUGAGUGAGGUAAGUAGAAGUAUUGGUCAUAAAACGCCUUCAAAGAUUGCUCUGGUCUUUUUAAUAGGCAAUUGUGACCCUCGGAGGGCGAUGGACUGG